This is a messenger RNA of Sitophilus oryzae (rice weevil), 575 nucleotides long. RefSeq names its product cuticle protein 21-like. NCBI's taxonomy places the organism in Eukaryota, Metazoa, Arthropoda, Insecta, Coleoptera, Curculionidae. Bases 138 to 404 code for a protein of 88 amino acids. The transcript has 2 exons. The record is from RefSeq and is a predicted model, not a curated record.
CUCGGCGAAGAACUCGAUUGCCAUCGAGUGGGGUGUCUAUUUUUUUAACGAAGUACUAGUAUAAAAGAGCCAGUUUUGUGAUUUAAUGGUAUCAUUUGAUCGUUACGCAUCAAAUACAUCAAACCAAACAAACCAAAAUGUUCAAAUUCUUCGCUGUUGUCUUCGCCGCCAUCUUGGCCGUAGCUUUCGCCGCCCCCAAACCCGAAGCCAAACCUUCGGUCGUGGCAGCUUACAGCGCACCCCUAGCUUACAGCGCACCUUUGGCUUACAGCGCACCUCUGGCUUACAGCGCAUCGUACAGCGCACCAGUGGCGUACGCUUCACCAUCCCUCUACAGCGGAUACGCUGCCGCCGCUCCCUUGGCUUACUCCGCCUACGCCGCCCCUGCCGCUGUUGUAGUCUAAGUUUGGAAAAGCUACGUUGAUGGACCGGUUAAAGAAAAAUAGUGCAGAAUUUCAGUUGGACCUUGCCUUUUAGUAAAUUUUUGGAUAUAUUAGAUGAUUUAAUAGAGAAAAAAACUUGAUGGAUAAUGUAAAUAAAUUAUUUCAAAUAAAUUAAUUUUCGUACAUAAACAA